AUGUUAAGCAGCAGAGCACACGAGAGCGAUGAAGAGACAAUGACGACCACAAUCGAGCAGAAGGAACAGGAGGCUCAAAAGAAUGAAUUGAGAUGGCUCUUGGAGGAAAUCCACUUGGAUGUAAAGUCGUCUGUGAUAGUAGGGAUAGAAGAGUGCUUGUCACGACUGUGCGACCGAGAAAAUGCGGUGAAGCUGGUCAUGUCAUCAAGCAGGCGAGAAACUGUGAAGGGUACUGUCGAUAGAGUAGGAACCUAUAUUAGUGAGUGCGAUAUGUUAAUCAAGCUACCGAGUGCCAAUAAAGGGCAUCCGUUUCCAAUUCGACUCGGCAAAGACCCCAUAGCAACUAAAUCGGGGACCAGUAGUCCAACUGUCCAUCCAACUGGUCAGGUAACGGAGUCAAAAGCUAACACAUCAUAUCCUCUUAUUCAACUGGUCGAUACAGUUAAUUUUCUAGAUGAAGCACUUAGUUUAUCACAGCAAUUGACAAUUGAUUGUCAGGCAUUAAGCAAGGAGGGUCAUUCACACAGUCAUAUUAACACACAGAUGGGGCUUGGACAAUUACUUGGUCUCGUCAAAAAUGCAUUAUCAACUCUACACGAGCCUAAACCUAGUUCUAUAUAUCCUCAAAGGCGAACAGAUCGUACGAAAUUCUCGGGUUUACCAGCAGGCGUAGCAGUUGACUUUUAUUUGAUCGAUUCCAAUGUAAUUACCGAUAUUCGAGCAUAUGAAGAUAUCGACGACCCAUCUACUAGUCCAGUUGAUGCGUUUGGAGCUAUUACCAGCAUGCUUUCAAUUGGUAAGAAAAAGCAUCCCCCUCAGAUUAUAAAGCACGGCGAUCUGUCUAUAAUUGAGCAUGAGCGAGUGCGUAUAGAGUCGCAAGAUCCGAACCUCAUUUCUGUGACUACAAAGUUGACUGCUCUGGAAGCUCUUCUUGAAUCCAUUGUGCGGAAGCUACAGCUCUGUACCUGA
Messenger RNA from Sugiyamaella lignohabitans, 969 nucleotides. RefSeq lists its product as uncharacterized. The record is from RefSeq and is a predicted model, not a curated record. Gene Ontology annotation, cellular component: RAVE complex. The coding region runs from base 1 to 969 and encodes 322 amino acids. Lineage: Eukaryota; Fungi; Ascomycota; Dipodascomycetes; Dipodascales; Trichomonascaceae. The transcript has a single exon.